Stegostoma tigrinum is the source of this 10078-nucleotide messenger RNA. It is a transcript of the gene mki67, whose product is annotated as marker of proliferation Ki-67. Lineage: Eukaryota; Metazoa; Chordata; Chondrichthyes; Orectolobiformes; Stegostomatidae. Gene Ontology annotation, molecular function: protein binding; DNA binding. The transcript is spliced from 16 exons. Gene Ontology annotation, cellular component: nucleus; chromosome. The record is from RefSeq and is a predicted model, not a curated record. Bases 417 to 9635 code for a protein of 3072 amino acids. Gene Ontology annotation, biological process: regulation of mitotic nuclear division; regulation of chromosome segregation.
GGGAUUUGUUUUUAAAAAGAGUUUUAAGAAUGCGCGCGCGUUUAUUGAGCCGGAGUUGUGCACGGAGAAAGAGAAAAUGACCUGAUCGGCAUCUAAAAGUUGGAUUUUUUGGGGGUGGGCUAGGAUAGGGUAGGGAAGCGGGCGGUUGAAGAUUGUGAGUGAUCAGGGCGCGGCUGGUUCGAGCGGCUCUGACGGUUGAGGGAGGAGGGUGAUCGAGGGAACCGUCGGAUACACAGGCACCCGGGCUGGGGUGGGAGAGAGAAGGAGAGCAUAGUGUCGGGGGUUCCUCUGCGAUCGGCCAGACGCCGGGAGUGAGUGUGGGGAGGCUGAAAAAAAUAACUAAUUGCAUCCACGUUGAAUGGACUAUCAGGACAUUUAACACUUGGCGGCGUCCAGGUAAGAAAUUAUCUUAGAAAAUGCCACUGUAUGGUAAAAUUGUAGUAAUCAAGCGUACAGGAGCAGAUGGAUACAAUUUUCCUUUGACAUCAUCUUCGUGCUUAUUUGGAAGGAAAACUGACUGUGAUAUCCGUAUCCAACUGCCUCAUGUUUCAAAAGAGCACUGUAAGCUUGAAGUAAAUGAAAAUAAUGAGGUAAUUUUAACUAAUUUGAGUGAAGUUAAUCGAACUCAUUUAAAUGGCAAUGUUGUGCUUCACUCUGAACGUCUAAAGCAUCGUGAUGUGUUCACAGUUAUUGAUCGUUCUUUCAGGUUUGAGUACCCAUUGGAUUCAGUGCACAACACUAGCCCAAGAAAAAGACGGAGUUUGUCAAGUCUGAGGAAUGAAACUUUACAAGUCCUUCAUGUUCAACAGGAAGUGGAUGAUUGUUCACAACCUUCAGGUGAUGAUCUUCGGUCUACAAGUGGUCACAAAUCUGCUGAAGUUAAUGCAGAUAAAAUCUUUGAAGCACCAUCUAAAUUCACAAAGGCUAUGCCAAAUGAAAAGGGUGAUUCAGCUCCAAAAUCUGCACAGACAAGAAGCUCCUCAAAGAUUCGUAAAGAUGAGCAACUUGCUGAUGAAGAACAUGUAUCUCCUUUUUCCAAACUUUAUGAAAUGUUCAAGCAGGAGGUCACAAAACCGAAUCAGGUUAAACCAAACAAAGUUAAUACGCAUGAACAUGUUAAAGAAAGCAGCCCUGACUUGACAGAACAAACUAGUGUUCUAGAAAAGAAAUCUGAUGCCAUGGUUUCUCAGUUUGGCAAGAAUUCCCAAACAUUGCCAAGCACAAUACGACUGCCUGGGAGGAAAAGCAAGGUUAAACUAGAAGAGGAAAAGAUGGAAAAGGACAAUCCAUAUGAAAAAAUUAACAGCUUGGAGCCUCUGUCAGUGGACGGUGUUGCAUCUGGAAUUCUUGCAAAACCAACUGCUGACAUUAGCAGUCCAAAGCAAAAUAAUACUUCUGCAAAAUUAAACAAGUUUACAAAUAAUCCCGCUACAGGUGCAAAUGCUACAUCACUUGCAUCUUUUGAAGUAGGUGUUAAUGGGAAAGAUCAAAAUCACUUGUCCCCUAAAUGUACACCAAAAGCAAAGCAAAAAAGUCAACAUUUCACAACUCGCAAGUCGUUAAAUGUUAAUGAAGCUAUAAAUAAAAUUCAUGAAGAUCUUCGGUUUUCAAUGGAAAAGGGAACAGGUAUAAAUGUGAAAACUGUGGAAAUGGAGAAAAUACCUGCUCAAGGAGGCAAGGAGAGGGCUGUAACCCCCAAGAAACGUGGGAGAUCAUCAUUGCGUAACCAAACUCUGCAACCUACAGAGAUUCCAGCAGAUCAAGUUGAAUCCAUAAAUGUUUCUGAGCCCUCAGUCGCAAAGCCUGAAGAUAUUUCAGUAGAUAUGAAAGAAGCAUCUGCUCAUGGAAAGAAUGAAAGGGCUGAAACCCCCAAGAAGCGUGGGAGAUCAUCAUUAUGUAAACAAACUGUACAGCCUACAGAGAUUCAGGCAGAUCAAGUUGAAUCCAUAAAUGUCGCUGAGCCCUCUGUUGCACCAAUGAUAGAAAUGAAAGAAGCACCUGCUCAAGGAGGCAAGGAGAGGGCUGUAACCCCCAAGAAACAUGGGAGAUCGUCAUUGUGUAACCAAACUCUGCAACCUACAGAGAUUCCAGCAGAUCAAGUUGAAUCCGUAAAUGCCUCUGAGCUCUCUGUUGCACCAGUGAUAGAUAUGAAAGAAGCACCUACUCAAGGAGGCAAGGAAAGGGCCGCAACCCCCAAGAAGCGUGGGAGAUCGUCAUUGCGUAACCAAACUCUGCAACCUACAGAGAUUCCAGCAGAUCAAGUUGAAUCCGUAAAUGCCUCUGAGCUCUCUGUUGCACCAGUGAUAGAAAUGAAAGAAGCAUCUACUCAAGGAGGCAAGGAAAGGGCCGCAACCCCCAAGAAGCGUGGGAGAUCGUCAUUGCGUAACCAAACUCUGCAACCUACAGAGAUUCCAGCAGAUCAAGUUGAAUCCGUAAAUGUCUCUGAGCUCUCUGUUGCACCAGUGAUAGAUAUGAAAGAAGCAUCUACUCAAGGAGGCAAGGAAAGGGCCGCAACCCCCAAGAAGCGUGGGAGAUCGUCAUUGCGUAACCAAACUCUGCAACCUACAGAGAUUCCAGCAGAUCAAGUUGAAUCCGUAAAUGUUUCUGAGCUCUCUGUUGCACCAGUGAUAGAUAUGAAAGAAGCAUCUACUCAAGGAGGCAAGGAAAGGGCCGCAACCCCCAAGAAGCGUGGGAGAUCGUCAUUGCGUAACCAAACUCUGCAACCUACAGAGAUUCCAGCAGAUCAAGUUGAAUCCGUAAAUGUCUCUGAGCUCUCUGUUGCACCAGUGAUAGAUAUGAAAGAAGCAUCUACUCAAGGAGGCAAGGAAAGGGCCGCAACCCCCAAGAAGCGUGGGAGAUCGUCAUUGCGUAACCAAACUCUGCAACCUACAGAGAUUCCAGCAGAUCAAGUUGAAUCCGUAAAUGUUUCUGAGCCCUCAGUCACAAAGUCAGAAGGUAUUUCAGUACAUAUGAAAGAAGCAUCUGCUCAUGGAAAGAAUGAAGGGGCUGAAAACCCCAAGAAGCAUGGGAGAUCAUCAUUGCGUAACAAAACUGUGCAGCCUACAGAGACCCAGGCAGAUCAAGUUGAACCCCUAAAUGUCUCUGAGCCUUUAGUUGCAAAGUCACCUGCUUCCAUUAAACUGAAAAGCUGCACAACUCCCUCUUCACUCUGUAUGCUCAGCAAUAGAAGCAAAAGUAAUUGCCCAACUGAAGCAGAAUGCUUGGAGAGGAAGAAUUGUGAAUCUAAUAGUCCACACAGUGUCUUAACCAGUGAGCAAACUGAGAAGGUGGUUAGGGAGGGUCUUACAAGUCCUUUGAAUACCUCUACUGAACGUUUGGGACAAUUUUCAGCUGUAGACAUUGGACUCGAUCUGUACACGAGCAGCAAAGAAUCCUCUUCAUCACCAGGUGCUAUAUUUCAUUCAUCUAAAAAACGUAGAAGUGAAAAUGAAAAAAACUUUUAUGCACCGAUUUUUAAACGAAAGAGAGUUUCUUUUGGUGCAAACCUAAGUCCGGAGUUAUUUGACAAACGCAUGCCACCAAGUUCUCCCCUCCGAAAAGGAGGAACUCCAUCCAGAGUGAGCACACCCUUUCGAUGUACUCCACGCACAGUCUUGAAACGUGCAUCCAGCAUAGGAAUACACACUUGUACAAUUCAGGAAUUCAACGAGCAAAAUGAAAAUUGCCGAAUAAGUCCCAGGACGUCACACAUUCCAUCAGAAGAUUCUUCCAGGCAAACCAAGAAACCGUCUGCCAAAAUUUCCUCACCAGGCAAAGUGUCUUUGUUAACACCUGCCAAAAAGUCACCUGUGAAGAGGUCACCCUUAGUCAAGGCACCAACAUCAAGCAAGAAAGCCCCCUUGUCAACAAUAAAACCCUCUUUGUCUUCUAUCAAGAAGUCACCCGCUGCAAGAACUCCAUCACAAAGCAAAUCUCCCUCAUUCAUUACCAAGAAGUCAUCUGACGUUAAGGCAUUGCUAACCCCGUCACCUGGACAAUUGGUAUCCAAUGAAUUGCCGAGUCUACUUGAUGAAAGAUCAUUUGAUUGUUCUCCACGUAUGUGUGGACGUUUCUCUGUCUCACAUGUUGCUAACCCCUUGUUGAGCCAAUCAAAGUCUCAUUGCUUUACUCCAACUUCACGUGAUGUAGCUCUGUUUGAGAAACCUCAGGAGAAAGCAGCCCCAGUGGCAAGUGCUGGGAAAAAUCCUUCCAGAAAGAGCACUAGACGAAGUGGUUCAUUACUUGCAGCCGCACACACCAGAAGACGGACUGGAGCUUCAGCUGCCAACCUACUGAUGAAAAAGUCGUGGGCCCAGAUUGUGAAAGAAGGAGUGGCAAAACCUCAGUUGCAGUGUGCAAGAAAGAAAUCUGCUGCGGUGCAAAAACGGACCAAGAAUACUGUCCCCUUGAAAGAGACUCCUGUUCGUUCAGUGAAAGGCCACUUCAGUACAGGUCAUGCUGCAUCUCCAGCAACAAUAGUUAUUGGAAAAUCACAGGCUACUACUUUUAAGCCAACUGGACAUGUUCCGUGGGCAAUAAGAACUGUUUCACUGAGAUGUAAAGACUACAAAAUGGAUGAGAGUUUUUCAGGUAUGGCUGAAAUGUUCAGUACUCCCACAAAUGUGAACACACAGCCAGUACUGUCUACCUCAGAUAUUGACAAUAAUUCUGACACUGCUUUGGCCAACCCAAUAACACACAAGUCAUUUGAAGACUCUAUUAUCAAAACACCUGAAGAAACUGGUGUAAUGGUUGUCUCACCAUUAACUACUCCUGGUCCAAGUAGUGGAAAAUACAACAAUUCAGUUUCACGCUUACUGAGAUGCAGAGUUGAUUUUUCUUCUGGUUUAAAUGAUCUUUGCAAAAAUAUACCAAAAAUAAAAGGCAAGCCUGUGGAAGAUAUGGUUGGUGUAAAAAGAAUCAUGAAAACUCCUGAAACCAGAAGCCAGCCUGUGGAAGAUAUGCUUGAUGUAAAAAGGAUCCUGAGGACUCCCAGAGUCAAAGGCAAGCCAGUGAAGGAUAUGGUUGGAAUAAAAAGAAUCAUGAAAUCUCCCAAAGUCAAAAGCAAGCCUGUGGAGGAUAUGGUUGGCAUAAAAAGAAUCAUGAAAUCUCCCAAAGUCAAAAGCAAGCCUGUGGAAGAUAUGGCUGGUAUUAAAAGGAUCAUGAGGACUCCCAGAGUCAAAGGCAAGCCAGUGGAGGAUAUGGUUGGAAUAAAAAGAAUCAUGAAAUCUCCCAAAGUCAAAAGCAAGCCGGUGGAAGAUAUGGCUGGUAUUAAAAGGAUCAUGAGGACUCCCAGAGUCAAAGGCAAGCCAGUGGAGGAUAUGGUUGGAAUAAAAAGAAUCAUGAAAUCUCCCAAAGUCAAAAGCAAGCCGGUGGAAGAUAUGGUUGGUAUUAAAAGGAUCAUGAGGACUCCCAGAGUCAAAGGCAAGCCAGUGGAAAAUUUUGCUGGGUUAUGUCAGCUCAUGACUGAAACUAGACAAAAAGCAGAAUCUCCUGAAUUUAAUUAUGUUGGAAUAAAGAAUUUAUUUCAUACUGUGAAGGAGAUGGAAAACUGUGACUAUACUGGUCUGGAUGAAAUGUUUUCAACUGCUAUAACAACUGAAAACAGUCCAGAUUCCAAGUUGCAACCAAGUUUAAGGACAAGUGCAAACAAAGAGGCAACAAAUAAACUGCCUGCACCACUUGAGAAUAUGAUCAUUGAUAAACAGCUAAUAGAAACAACAGAAAAUAAAUUGAGCCAGAUUGUAGAACAGCACAAUGAAUUACAAUCAACAACAAAAAAUUCUCACAGACAAAUGAGUGGUAAUUCAAGUCUGACAUCAGAUGAUAAGGUGUCGAGAAGGGGACAAUUUCAGGCUAAAAGUGUGACCUCUUUGUCUUCCAAAGAACAGCAAAUGCAACAACCUGAGCAGUUUGAAACUUUUCAAAUGUUUCCUGAAGGUAAAAAUGUUGGCUAUUCGGAGAGGCAAACAGCUGAAUCCAAAGAUGAACAAGUUACACUGAAUAAACUAAUUUCACCAUCAAGGACAUCGUUACGAGGAAAAAAGAAAACGCAAGAAAUUGGUGCAGAAGAAUGUAUAACGACAAUGAAUACCACACCAAAUAAGAGUGGAUAUCUAGUUGAAUACACAGGGGAAGUAAACAAAAUGGUUUCAACAAGGAAAUCUUUGGGAAAGAAGAAAUCUAAUGAUGUUGAUGUAGAGAUGUCACUUGGAUUGAACGAAACCAGACCAGUUGAGAAUGAUUCUCACUGUGAGCAAAUUGAAGGAGUAACUGUGGUAAAGCCACAGAGGAGAUCAUUGAAAGAAACGAAUGAAAUUCAACAGGUUGAGCCAGAAGAGUUGUCUGCCUCAACGAAAGGGAAGAAAUUGAAUAAUCUUCAAAUAACUGAUGUGAAAAUGUCAUUUAGACCAAACAAAACCAUGCCAGGUGAAAAAGAGUCUUCCCAGGAGCAAAUAGAGGAAAUAACUGUGUUGAAGCCACAAACAAGGAGAUUAUUGAAAGAGAUGAAAGAAAUUCCACAGAUUGAGCCGAAGGAAUUGUCUGCCUCAACAAAAAGAAAGAAAAUCCUCAACAUUCAAGAUGCUGAUGUGAAAAUGUCACUUAGAUCAAGUAAAACUACUGUAGGCACAAGAGAAGCUCGCCAUGAUCAAAUUGAGGAAGUAACUGUGUUGAAACAAGAGGUGAGCUCGUUGAAUGAGAAGGAUGAAAUUCAAAAUUUUUCCAAUGUUCAAUUGAAGGAAUUGCCUAGCUCAAUAGUAAAAAAUACCACACCAAUUAAAAAUGAUUCUCCACGUAAAACUGGCAAAUUGAACAAGCUGUUUACACCGUCAACUACAUCACUGAGAGGGAAGAAGACUGUUCAAAAUACCAACAGCACCGAAAACAAGACUGCAGCCCAAAAUGUUCAAGACAGUGAAUUAACAGAUCCAUCUACUUCAGUAAAGACCUGCAGAAAAGAUAAGCGUCAAAUUCCACAGCGACAAGUUAGAGAGAUGAUGCACAAAAAUUCAGGGAAGAGACUUCAAAGAAGAAAGAUGGAAACGGAAAAUAUCCAAAUUACUGAACUGAAAAAGUCACCGGCAGCAAAGUCUUUGAAGGGUGAGAUGAAAACUCAAUACAUACAAAAUGAGAAAUUAGACAGUUCACCAUUGAGCCUAAUGAUGCAAGAAACAAGUAACAUCCAAAAUGUUGAAUUAGCGAUAACGACAAAUGGACGUGCAUCAUCAAAAACUUUUGUAAAAGACAAGGAGGUUAAAAUUCUUCCAGUUGAAAAUCAGAAAGUGCUUAUUACAAAAGGAAGAUCACAGAGAAGAAAGAAUAUUAAUGUGAAAGAAACUGAGGGACAACAACAACUUGGAACAGCAGAUGGGUACACAAGGAAGAGAGGAACUCGCUGUGCACGUGUUGAAAUCUUAAAGGACUCAAAUGGCUUGCAGGGUAAUUUAAGAAAUGAAGCAGUUGAUAACGGUAAAAGAGUUAACUUAGAAAAUGUAAAAUUAGUUGAAAAAAACCUGACUUGCUCCAGAUCCACACGAAGAAAGCGAGGACCCCAGGAUUUGCUUUUGGAAGAUGUUGGACAGAAUUCUGUUCCAGCAAAGAAACUGCGAAAAGAAGAACUUGAUGCAGCACUAUUAAGGAAAUGCGUACACUGGGAUUCUAAAAUUGCAUCUCCCAAGUUAGGUGGUACUGUAGAGAUAUUGCAGGAUACAAUUAGCAAAAUAGAUCUUCCUGUACUUGAGAGAAGGUCACGAAGAGGAAAAGCUGCAAAAGAAGAAGUGAAUCCACAAGCUUCAUUGGGGCCAAUAAAAAUACCAGGAAAAGCAGUACCUGAGCAUGCGAGCAACAAAGUAAUUGCUGAUGUAUGUGUAUUUCCUGAAUCACCUGAACAGAAAGGAAGAGCAAAAAGGAACAAAAUUGGUGUUUUGUGUGAAUCAAAGUCAUUCAGUAAAGAUAAAUAUGAAAAUGUUCAUGAUGAAAUGCCUGUAAUGAAAAAGACUAAUCAGCAAACUGAAUCUGUCUUAAAGCCAACACCUACAUCAACAAGACGACCACUAAGAGGGAAAGCUAGACAGGAAGUAUGUCAAAUUGAGGAAGAAAACGUAAAAGAAUUGUCACCUAGGAAAUCAAAAAGAAACACAGCAAUGCAGAAAAUAAUGACAUCUAAUGAUGAAGUGCCAUAUGUUCAAGUCAGUGGACUCUCAGGGAAAAAAGAAAAACGCAAAAUGACUACGGCUCUAUCUAAAACAAAGGUGAAAGACGUACAGGUAAAGGACUCGGUGGUUGAAUGUGAAGCUAUACCAAAGCACAUCCAGCAACAGCAGCCAAAUACGGCUACAGACAAUUUUCAAUUGGAUACUGCAGGCAAACAGGUAUUAUUGCAAGAAAAUGAACCAAUUGCUCCAAGUUUCAAAGGUAAACGUCAACGAGCAAAGAUUUCACUUAAAGAAAAUGUUGCUUGCCUGGCAAAUGUUGAUAUUGCUGUUGGAGAAGCUGUGCAAGGGAACAGAGCAUAUUUGAAUGCCCCUGUCAUUGGUAAUGAACUGGUUGAUGAUUCCAAUAUCCCAGGUAUCAUUGAAGCUCCUAAACAAACUGCAAAUAAAGGUGAAAUUAUUAAUAAAGCAGCAAAAGCUUUCAAAGCAAUGACCACUGCUAAGAAAACUGAUACAGUAUUGUCAUAUGAAUGUGACAUCAAAGGAAAUACUCGACCCAAGAGAAGUGUUAGAAAGGGGAGAUUUUCAAAAGAGAUUGAAGCAAAAAUUGAAGUGGAAAAUGCUGGUCUUGAAACUGCAGAACAACUGAAUUUGUCGAAGAAAGAUUCAAAAGAAUCAACUCAAACUGAGGAGGGUGUUCAGAAAAAAAAAACUUCGGACAAAAAGCUAUUUGAACCAGCUAUUAAUGUAAUCAGCAAGAUGAAAACUGUUAAGAAAGAUGUUCCAUCUGUUUUGCAAGCAUUGUCACAUGAAGGGCCACACAUUGAAGAUCCUGUCAAGGUUCUCAGGAAGCGUGGUCAUGAAAUGGUUAAAAGAAGCACUUCAGCUGUCAUCGGUCAGGAAUUGAACACAGAUGCAACUGGAAAGAGACAAGUUAUAGUAAAUUCAGCUACCACAGCUGAAAAAACCAAGAGAACCAGAAGAGACAAUGAAACUGUUCAUACAAUUGUUCAAGUAGAGAAAAAUGAAUUAAUUGAUAAAAGGAAGAGGAGACCUAACUUUGAAGUGCAAACAAAUGGUGCUAAGGAUAUACAGUCCAAGAAAGGUGAGCUAGAAGAUAAAGACAAAGAGCAAGACCCCAGCUUCCUGUUGGUGGAACCUGCAAAACCAGCUCGGAGGGUUACAAGGGCAAACAAAUCUUCUCAGCCUGCAGGAACAGAACCAAUUUCAGAUCACUCACCUACUGGUGCUUCACUUCAGCCGGCAUCUUUAAGUUCAUCAAAAAGAACCGUGAGAGGAAAGCGUGCUAUUGCAGAAACUACCAAUUUAUCUCCUAAAAAAUCAAAAAUUGAAACCGUGACUGGAAAGGUGAGAACCCAAGGCAGAAAAAUACAGAAAGGAGAUGCGAGUACAAAAACCGAACUUGCUGCCAUAUCACAACCAACUAAGCCAACAGGGCGUUCUACUAGAUCUCGAAAAUAGAAAACCGUGGAUCCAGUCGUCUUUUUGUCAUGUGCCUGCAUGUAGAUUUCAGAAAUUGCUUUUUAAUGGCAUUUUGAUUUUCCUGCCUAUUUUAAUUUACUUUUGGUAAGUUUGAGCUUAUAGUUUACCGCAUAAAAUGUUUAAGUUACUUCUAGUGCUUGGUGGGAAAAGAAUAUAUUAAUGCUACAUUGGAAUUUUAGAAGAAGAGCCAAUAUUUUUGUGAUUUUUUUUAUAAGUCUGUAGCUUGUGGGAGUAAAUACAAAGCAAUUAUCAGUUGGAAGGAAGUGCCUAUUGUGACGAUGUAAACUCACAACUAUGGAAGAUUUUAUUUUCUUUUAUGUAUCUGCAUCAAGGAUUAGAAUUGUAUAUGGGCAUAAAUUGUAUUUUAUACACAAAAUUCUUGCAAGAAAUUUAAUUUUACAAUAAAUUUUGUAUCUCUGGUA